Priapulus caudatus is the source of this 1740-nucleotide messenger RNA. RefSeq lists its product as uncharacterized. The transcript has 3 exons. Bases 101 to 403 code for a protein of 100 amino acids. NCBI's taxonomy places the organism in Eukaryota, Metazoa, Priapulida, Priapulimorpha, Priapulimorphida, Priapulidae. The record is from RefSeq and is a predicted model, not a curated record.
GUGCUGCAUCUAGUGCAGGCUGCUACCGCUGAUAGUGUCAUGUUUUUGCAAUGGAAUCGCUGUCAUCAUCUUCGCCGUGCGCGGCGACGACAGAGACUGGAUGCCGAGCCCGCACUUCAACCACUACUCAUGGUCGUUUGCCUUCGCCGUCACGGGAACCAUGGCAGAGUUUGCCGCCGCUCUCUUCUUUGGAACUCUGGCAAUGAGAAACAACAGAGAACACAAUAUGAGAAGUGAGAGGAUGCAGAGACCCCCGAAUGGCGUGCACCAGGCUCCGCCUGCCCGCGGCCAGUACCCCACAAAGCAGCCGCAGUUGCAACCCCAGCCAACUCGAACCCAGCCACCAGGACCCGGCUACCCCCACACAAUCACAAAGUCUGCUUCGAAGGAGGACACGGUAUAGACGGUCACUGCACGUCGUCACGAUUCAACAGGGGGCUUCAGGAGGGCUGUAGUAGAGGAUGCUGCUGCUAGUGUCACUGUUCGUGGGGGCUGUGUUCGUGUCCAGAUCAACAAUGGCGUAGCAGGGGGCGGCACGUGUAAAUGUGAUACGUCACGAUGACCUAUAUGCUGCACAUAGAAUAGGUGUUGCAUAGGGUCAUCGUCUUUUUUAGAGUAUGCCACACGUACCCCGAUAUUAGACUACCAGUUUCAAGUCCGCAUAAAAGUAGACAGCACAGAGACUUAUUGCUGUGUUUAUACACACGACGCCUAACAGUGCAUGCAUGUGCGUAGCUGUUAGUGAGGAAACUAGCCUAAAACUGGGGGGAAUAGUAAGCAAUAUAAAGUGAAGUAUAGCCCACACAGGUACGUGCCUCUAGCAGAAAACAUUCAGUCGCAUCAGGAUCACAACUGAUUUUGAAACUGUAAAAGUCUCGGAGCAAAACACAUCACAUUCCAGCCAUGGCCGAGGUUUCCCGACCGAAGCCAAUUAAUUCAUUAAUCGUACACAUACUCAUGUGAAUGCAUUUGUACAUACACUGUUGAACAAGUGGGGGAAAAAACAUAGGGAGAUGAGCAUACACGAUGGCUACUUGGUCAGUACUCACCAGGAUGCCCGUGCUUAGCUCCGACAUAUCGACCCACAUUUUUACACGCAUUUAUUGAAUAAUUUUAUACAAGAAAGAAAGAUCUUUUUAUACGUGUAACAUGUGAACGUAAUCGUGUUGUACACGUAGAUGGUUCUAUAAUACUCGUAAUGUACAGAGAGACACAUACUCACAUUUUAGAACUUGUGUUGUGGCUUGAGAGGUGUACGGUAACUGUUGCAAUUUUUAAAUGCCUAUAUAUUGUGCAUUAUUAUAUUUUAUUUGCAUUUUGUCAUUCGUGCAUUUCCUUGAAUGAGGAUUUCUAAAUAGAGUAUGCAAUAUGUGUACAUAUACUAUGAAUGCUUUUCAGUUUGUUUGAACUUGAUCAUUACCAUGAAUGCAGCACACUGCACAGAUAGGUUAAUUACUCUUAAAACAUUUCUUAUUGGUUGGUUAGUUAUUUAACUAGCAGAUGUUUAUUACUGUUACAGCUGUGACAUAUAUGUUGCAAAUAAAAAGCAAACCUUCUCCAAUAAUAUAUGUUAUAUUCUACAAAAACUUUCCCAUGAAAUGCUGAAUAGUGAAAGAGAAAUCUUUUGGGGGAAGCCCGAGGAGGUGCAGCCUAAACAACUUGCUAUCGUUACGAAGUUUACGUAAAAUCAUGGACCGCCCAACACUUGCAAUAAAGCACUAGGAUUCGUUGCUAAUAUAA